AUGGAUUGGUACCCAAGAGAGCACGUGAGGAAGAGAGGACGCCCGCCGACAGACUGGGACAAGGAGAUGAAGAAGACCUGCGGGGGAGCAGCCUUUAAGAGAGUAGCAUUGGAGAGGAAAGAAUGGAAAAGGAUGGGACAGUGGCAGUAUUAUAUCAAUAUGAUAAUCCUCAUAGGGGAUACCCAAGGCACCGAGGGAACACGAUACCCUUCCAUCCUCCCCUCCCCCAAGGCAAACAUAUGGUCCUAG
This is a messenger RNA of Nezara viridula (southern green stink bug), 249 nucleotides long. The record is from the annotation of a GenBank genome assembly. NCBI's taxonomy places the organism in Eukaryota, Metazoa, Arthropoda, Insecta, Hemiptera, Pentatomidae.